Messenger RNA from Ordospora colligata OC4, 2223 nucleotides. RefSeq names its product subunit Cullin of E3 ubiquitin ligase. Gene Ontology annotation, cellular component: cullin-RING ubiquitin ligase complex. Bases 1 to 2223 code for a protein of 740 amino acids. Gene Ontology annotation, molecular function: ubiquitin protein ligase binding. The transcript has a single exon. The record is from RefSeq and is a predicted model, not a curated record. Gene Ontology annotation, biological process: protein ubiquitination; ubiquitin-dependent protein catabolic process. NCBI's taxonomy places the organism in Eukaryota, Fungi, Microsporidia, Ordosporidae.
AUGGAUGUUGGAAGGGAACCUGUGGAUGAUGAAGAGUUUGCAAGGAUUUGGGGAUUGAUUGAGAAAGAGAUGGAAAAGCUUGGGACAGGAAUGUAUUGUAAUGCAAUUGAGGUUUAUAACUGGAUUUAUGUAGUGUGCACUUCAUGCACGAUGAGGUUUGAGAGCAAGUUGUAUUGGAAGAUAGGAGACUUUAUUUACAUGAAGGCACGGGAGAUGAGAACAGAGAUUUUUGGGAGAGAUAAUUGGGUACAUGAAUAUAACCAGAUGUUCCGGAAAUUCAAGGAGAUUGUUUAUGCAAUUGAUGAGAUGAGUGACUUUCUGAAUGAGUGUGUGAGAGGAAGGACGAUUCGAGAUCUUGGAUUUUUGUUAUGGGAGAGAUGUAUUUUGCAGCAGACGAUGAAAUACAAGCACACAACGCUUGGGGCAGAGCUUGUUAAUCGCAGCAAAGCUGAAGAAGUGAGGGAAGCAAUUGAAUCUAUGAGAUUGAUAAUACCUGAUCAGAAGCAGCCACUUCUUUACUACACCCAGAGAUAUGAGCAAUAUGCAAUACAGAAGAUCAGAAGCAAGUAUGAAGAAGAGGCAAAGCAGCAGGGCAUGGAUGUAGAAAAAUAUUCUUUCUAUGUAAAUGAGAAGAUAUGCCAUGAGAGGAGCAUGCAAGAAAAAGUGUUUUUGGAGGAAUCAUGGCCUAAGGUUGAGAGUGUACUUGAGGAAGUGUUUGUGAUGAACAAUAAAGAAAGGAUAUUUGAGGAAGUGUAUGGGAUAUUGUGCCAGUACAAACUUCCUGUUGACAAGAUUGCAAGAAUGGUGAAUGAUGAGACAGAUAUGAAUGGAUCAGGAGUGAUUGGAUCGUGUGAGAAUGACUUCUACGAGCUGCAUGGAGCGCCGUCUUCUGCUGGUGAUAGAUGUGUGAGAUUUGCCAGGGAUGUAUUUUUGGAGAGGAUGUCUGUGGUGUAUGAGAACCUGAGUGGGUUGAAGUCUUCAUAUGUAGUUUUGAAGGAAGUUCUUGUAAAGUAUGUACAUGAGAAGUGUGAAGAGAAUGCUAAUGGAUAUGGAACAGGAGUUGAGCCGCUGUAUACUUUUUACUGCAUGUUGAGACAUGUGGUUGAUGUUGGAUAUCUUGAGGAUAAAGAAUGCUUGCAGGUGCUUAAGCGUGAGCUCUCUGUAGCUUGUUCUAAGUUGAGGCCAAGUAUAGAAUGCAGGUUGCUUGAUUUCUGUGACUCUGUGGUUGAGGAUCCGCAAAAUGUGUUUGUUUUUCUGAAUACGAAGCCUUUGGUGAUGCACAGAAAUGCAGAAGAAGGCGUAAGUGAUAGCAAAGCUAUGAUUGGACCAAGAAUGGAUACAGAUAGCAAGAUAGUGUUUGUAAGGCGGGUGUUUGGGACACUUUUUAAGAUGAUUGAUAGCAAACAGGGAUUCUAUGAGAUGUAUCUUGAUAGACUUAGUAAGCGAUUGUUGCGUGGAAGGCCGAAUCCUGAGGAGGAAAGAAAGUUAGUGCAACUGAUGAAGAGGAAGGGCAAUCAUGAUUUUGUGAGGAAGGCAGAAGCGAUGAUUGGGGACGUGGCGAUAUCUAUGAGUUAUAAUAAGGAUGCGGAGAGGUUUGUGUGGGUACUUACGCAGGCAUACUGGCCAAGUAGUGAGGAUGUUGAAGUAGCAAUUCCUCAUGAACUUGAGAUGAUUAAGAGAGUGUAUAACGGCAAGUUUGAGAGGAAGCGCCUGCAGUGGGCAUGGCAUCUUGGAAAAGUUGUUGUUGAGGUGAUAGACAGAGAUUUGGAGAUGAAUAUUUUGCAGUAUGCAGUGAUUGAUAUGUUUAACCGAUACGAGAGGAUAGAAGCAGAGUUAGUAAGGAAGGAGACAAGAUUGAGCAGCAAGAUAAUUAAGAAUGUGAUGGUGUCGUUGAUUAAGGGAGGAUUAGUGUUGAAUAUGAAUGGGGAGUAUGUACUUGGAAAUAGUGAGGAUAUACGAAUAAGAAGUAUAUGUGAGCUUUAUUCCAGUGAAGUGGAUGAACCUGACCAUGAGGUUGAUAGAAAUGUGUAUUACCAGUCGCUAAUAUCGAAGAUUCUGAAGAUGAGUAAGCAAAUGACCAUAGCAAGUCUUGUUGAAGAGGCAAAGAAAAUACAUACGGAGUGCAUUGAGUAUGAUGGAGCAGUUUUUGAGGAAGGGAUAAGGACACUUGAUGAGAAGGGCAUAUUAGAACGAAAUGGUGAAGUGUGUAUAUACCUUCCUUGA